GAUGUCACACAUAGCAAUACUUUGUGUGUCAGUUGUUCUUCACAAAGUGAUGUCGGUUUAAAAAAUUUAUUUGCUGCCUCCCCUUAUUCUGCACUAUUGACACAAUGUGAGUAUGUUCCUCUCACGGAUGAAAUAUGCAAAUUGCUGAACAAAGACUGGCAUUUUUAUCCGCAAGUUAAAUUUUUUUCUGCGACCUCUUCGCUGGAUCAAUAUUCCUGAACACCAACAACAAUCAAGGCAGUUAUGGUUAAUACUUUAAUAUACGGUAGAACAAAAACUGUUGAUUGGCAUCGUGAACCCUUCGGGAAGCUUAAGAAUAGUGUGCGCACAACCUCUCUUCCCCCACCAGUAAAGAUCGCGCAUCCAAAUGUUUAGCCUGUUUCGUUGAACAACGCGAUGGGAAAACACUGAUAAUCGGCACCCAGGUUUCUAAUGCUUUAGUAACAUCAAGCAUACGCUUGGAUGAAGAAAUCUUGUGCUGUUGGAGGUAUGUCUUCUAAUUUUCAACUCUGUACGUUCAAGGACUCUCUAACAUGCAAGAUUUUUAUUGAUCUUAACUCAUUAAAAUCCGCAAAGGCAUUGAUUGAAGACCCAUCAGCAACAUGUGUAUCAGAUAUCGGCAUCAUAUCUCAUGAAUUACGACAGGUGCGUACGCAAUUUCACUCACCAUCAACAUACACAUCUUGCCGUGCUCAUGGUCCAAUAACCAUGAUUCAUACUUGUCACCCGUUCUCGCUCUUCACUUUAGCUGAAUUUGACCGUGGCCGUAGUCCUUGUGCUUCUAUUUUUCGUACCAUUGUCCGAUGAAGUUUUAACACAUCGCAACAAAGCUGAACUUGACAAGGAAAACGUCGUUAAAUGGAUCAAAGAAGCAACUGGUAAGGGAAAAGAAAUUCUUACGAAAGUCCUUGGCUUGUAUGAAGAGAAUAACGACAGCCUUCCAAUUUUAUUCAAUGUCCCGCUCAAACAAAGAAUUGGAAAAGUUUGUCAUUCUUUUAAAGCCCACAAUUGUUUCAGCAAAUACUUCGGUUGAAAGCCAAGUGAAGGAGGUCUUUAUGAUCUUUAGUUGAUAUUGAUUUGUUUUUUUUCUGUUGUUUUUUAAUAAAGCUGUUGUAUAGUUUAAAAA
Molecule: messenger RNA, 1126 nt
Organism: Cokeromyces recurvatus
Lineage: Eukaryota; Fungi; Mucoromycota; Mucoromycetes; Mucorales; Mucoraceae
Exons: 1
Coding region: 463-807 (114 amino acids)
Source: RefSeq, a predicted model, not a curated record